UCAUGCAAAGGCCCAGAAAAAAUUUCCAAAGCUGAAGAGAAAUAUACUCAUCAUGGUAAAGCAGCGCUCAUGCUACAGGAAGCCAGCACCAGCUCUUUCAACUCAGGGUGAUAGUUCCUCACUAAAUGCUGCAAGCAACAAGCAACAAGGUACCAAGACGUUCAUGAGAAACCUGGAACCCAAAAAUGUGGAUGUUUAUUUCCAUUCUGAAUAUUCCUGCCACCUUCUGUCACCUGACAAAAGGAGAAAGUCAACAAAAUCAAGUUUCCACAAUACAAGAUGAAUACAGAAGUGAAACAUUUGACCUGAACAGCAGUGUUACUCUGAACUGCUCCAAUAAGACAUGGGCUUUGGUUCUCUUCGUUACCUGGACGAUAGACAUUGACGGAAAGCAGUGUCAAAUGGCGCAUAGUGAUAACGAUCCUAAAUAUGAUACAUGUAACGAUGGAAAGAUCCUGUGUGACAAUACAAACCUGCACAUUCCACACUUUGCAAAAAGAGAUGAAGGACGGUAUCAGUGUGAGACAGUGUUCAAAGAUGGGUACCACAUAGCAGUAAUAACUGUAACUGCCAAAGUCCCUCAACAGAUUUCCACCCGACUGGACCCUGACCACAGAGAAGCUGUGUGUUCAGCCACAGGGGUUAAAUCAGACGUCUCCAUCUCAUGGAGAACUUCAUGGAACGCCACUGUAACCAGCAGCUCUGUACACAACCCAGAUGGCUCCUACACCAUGGAGAUCCGGCUGAAACUGCCCGACCAUGUGUAUGGUACCACGCUGCAGUGCAUAGUGACACACCCCAGCUGGACAGAGAAUUAUACACAGACACUUCAGCUCCCCGACAGGGCUCUUAAACCCUGGAAAUGGAUAAUCAUUUCUAUGGUUUCAUUCUGCUUUCUAAAGGGCAUAGUUGCUGGACUUUGCAUCUUAAGGAAUCAUCUUAGCAAGAUAAGGUAUGAAAAUCUAUCAAGUUGUGUCAUCCAUCCAUCCAUCCAUCCAUCCAUCCAUCCCGCCAUCCCUCUAUUUUCUGUAACCACAUAUCUUAUUCUGGAAUAG
Paramormyrops kingsleyae is the source of this 1055-nucleotide messenger RNA. The record is from RefSeq and is a predicted model, not a curated record. NCBI's taxonomy places the organism in Eukaryota, Metazoa, Chordata, Actinopteri, Osteoglossiformes, Mormyridae.